GGAGGAGCGAUUCGGCUCCCGCUGGCGGGCGGGCGGGCGGCGACCCGGGCAGCUCCGGGAUGGGGCGCGGGGCCCCGGGCGCGGUGGCGCGGUGAGCAGCAACCCAGGGCGGCCGCGGCGGCGGUGAGUAUCGGCGGGCGCCGCCAUGGGGCUCCGGAAGAAGGGCUCCAAGAACCCCCCGGUGCUGAGCCACGAAUUCAUCCUGCAGAACCAUGCGGACAUGGUGUCCUGCGUGGGGAUGUUCUUCGUUCUGGGGCUGAUGUUCGAGGGCACGGCCGAGGUGUCCAUCGUCUUCCUGACCCUGCAGCACGGCGCGCCCGUCCCCGCGGGGGAGGCGGCGGCGGCGGGCGUCCGCACGCUGUACCACUACGGCGUCAAGGACCUGGCCACCGUGUUCUUCUACACUCUGGUGGCCAUCAUCGUGCACUCCACGCUCCAGGAUUGCGUGCUGGACAAGAUCGGCCGGAGGAUGCAGUUCACCAAGGCCCGGCAGAGCAAGCUCAACGAGUCCGGGCAGCUGAGCGUGUUCUACGUGGUGUCGUGCGUGUGGGGCACCUUCAUCCUGGUGUCCGAGAACUGCCUGGCCGACCCGACCCUCCUGUGGAGGGCGCCCUCGCACCACCUGAUGACCUUCCAGAUGAAGUUCUUCUACAUCUCGCAGUUGGCUUACUGGUUUCACAGUUUUCCCGAGCUCUACUUCCAGAAGAUCAAAAAACAAGACAUCCCCGGUCAACUCAUCUACAUUGGCCUCCACCUCUUCCACAUCUCCGGAGCUUAUCUUCUCUACUUGAAUCACCUGGGACUCCUUCUUCUGGUGCUGCAUUAUUUUGUCGAAUUACUUUCUCACCUGUGCGGCCUGUUUUAUUUCAGUGACGAGAAUUACCAGAAAGGAGUUUCUCUGUGGGCCCUUGUGUUUAUUUCAGGGAGACUUGUGACUUUAAUUGUUUCCAUAGUCACUGUUGGGUUUCAUCUGGCAGGAUCGGAUUCACAGACCCGGAAUACCACGGACACGCUCACUGGAAACGUAAAUGUGUUGGCUGCUAAAAUUGCAGUUCUGUCUUCCAGUUGCUCGAUCCAAGUGUACAUAACAUGGACUUUGAUUACUGUCCGGGUUCAGAGGUGGGUGGAAGAUUCUACUCUGCAGGCAUCCAAUGUGAAGAAGAAACGGUCCACAAGUAAAGGAAAGUCUAGAAAAAGAACAGAAAAUGGAAUGGAAACGUCAAAUAGAGUAGACUCUCCCCCAAAGAGGAAAGAGAAAUCCUUAUGACGAAGCAGGAGCAAACUGAUCAGUCUCCAAAGGAAUCGGCGUAUGAGAUUUUUUUGUGCCACAAAUCUGUUUUCCAGAAUAUUUUGUGCUCUUUGAUUAAUGGCAGCGUCCUGUUAAAUGUAUUUUUAAGGUAUUUGAGGGACAAGUGGUUAUUAUGAGUGAAAAAAAAAUUUUUUUGGUUAAGACUAAGGUAUUCAUCAUCAAAGCAGUGUCAAAAUACUAUACUUUGUUUUUACCUUUUACAGAGUCACUUCCUAAUGAUUAAUGGAAAUAACUGCAAAAUUUCAUUUUUCAGUGGUACAGUUUUUUGUUCCCACUAAUAUUAAUGAUACAAAAUGAUUUGUUAUAACAAUUUCAUAAUUUAGUGUUGUUUCAUUAUGAAAUGGAAAGAUCUAAAAAAGUAGAUAGAGGUCAUGUCAGUAUUCAAUUUUUAUUCUUCUUAGAGUUUGUAACAAAAUAUUUGUAAAACCACAAAAUAAUCCUGUAUUUUAUUUCAUGGGUAUUUUAUUUUAAUUGUUAGUGCUGCAUUCCCAUUAAAGUAUGAAAACACUAAUAUGUAUCAUGCAUAGAGAUUUAUUGCCAUAUAUAUUGAAUCAAAAUAAUUAAUAUAGAAAUAUUACUGGAGCGUAAAAAUAAAUCCCAUUCAUUUUACACACUUGUAGAAGGAUAUUUAUAAAUAUUACUGAAGACAUUAAAUCUAACUAAACUUUUUAAUAUUUUUAUUAAAACAAUUCUUAAUGAGCAUUCAUAAAUUUGCUAACAAUAACAUCUUAGAAAAAUUUUGUUUUAUCUGUAAAAGAUUCUAAAACCUAAUAUUUGAUUUGUAUGGAUAAAAAUAAUGACAGCUAUUGAAUUUGGAAAACAUUAAGUACAUUAAACAAAAACCUUAAAAAUCAGUGGGUAGUCUUAUGAAAAACUUCUUAAAAUUAUUGUUUUGCUUCCAUCUUCAAUUGAGAUUUAUUUGUAUGAGACAUGGAAAUUUUAUAUCUGUAUAUGUAAUUUGUAUCUACAGAAGUCUGUAGCAACAAUGUAUGUAGUAUGUGAAUAUAUUUGUCUUUUCAAUCCUUAUUUUUAUUUCAUUUCCAUGUUUUUCUUGUAUAUCUUUUCAAGGAUGUAGUAAUUUAAAAUAUGCUAGGGUAACACCGUAUGUUUUCUAGUCUUGUAUAUUUUCUUAGAGUAUAUCUCUCAUUUGUUGCUUUUGGUAGCCUUUUCUUAGGAAUCUUCUAAAUGAUUUAACUUUUCCAGCCAGUGCGAUUAUUAAAAAAUUAAAUUUGGUGCAUUUGUAUUACAGAUAGCAAAACAACUCUUGGAAAACAUUUUUUCUAUUUGGCUGCUUUCAAAUCGAAGUAACAGAAUAGUGCUUUUUUUUUUUUUUUUUUUUUUUAAUUGCUGAACACUUGAAUACUGGUAGCACAAGCUCAAAGGAACAUAAAUCCCAUGUUAGAUAACUGGUGAAUAACUAGUACAAACACCUUUUCAUAUUACUGGGAGCACUUGUUGACAUCCUUCACUUUUAAAGAAUGCUACCUUGUUACCUGUAAUGACUUCUGAUAAUACAUGUCUUAGCUAUUAGAAUGUUCGUUUGCAAACAAAUGCAGCCCUGACUGAACUGACAACAAAUUGCAGGAAAAAAAAUUUUUUAUGUAAUUGACAAUACUAAAGUGUAAGUUAGGCUUGCCAAUAAAUAUAAGUAAGCCUGGAUGGAUUUCCUUAAGGUUUUCUUUCCUCUGUCCUCAGAUUAACAUUUUAUGUGCCAGCCACUGAUCAUAGCUAUUAAGCUUUGAUUUCCUUAAUGCUCCAUGGUUAGAGUAAGUAAAAACAAAACAAAAAAAAAAAAUGAUUUUUGAAAUUCCUGUAGUGCUAAAGUGUAGCACUAAUGCUAAACUGGCUUGAGAAAGGAAUAUAUUGCACUGAUUGAUUUAAGUUUAUGUGCCCUAUCAAUCAAAAAUGGCUAAAUGGUUUUAUUUUAAAAGAAGUUGUAAAGUUAUUCAGGAGAAUGUAGAAGAAUGCUACUAACCACAUCUGAACUGCUCAUGAAUUCACUGAAUACUGUAAAAUAAAUCUAUGCUAAAUAAAUUAUGGAAGCAAUAUUACAAAUGAAAUUUA
Cavia porcellus (domestic guinea pig) is the source of this 3373-nucleotide messenger RNA. RefSeq names its product translocation associated membrane protein 1 like 1 (gene Tram1l1). The transcript has a single exon. Bases 146 to 1267 code for a protein of 373 amino acids. The record is from RefSeq and is a predicted model, not a curated record. Lineage: Eukaryota; Metazoa; Chordata; Mammalia; Rodentia; Caviidae. Gene Ontology annotation, cellular component: endoplasmic reticulum membrane. Gene Ontology annotation, biological process: SRP-dependent cotranslational protein targeting to membrane, translocation; protein insertion into ER membrane.